CCGCAUUGGACAACUUUGCGUGUCUUUGUGCUGUAUAGCCAAAAGGUGAAAAACAUUCACAGCACCAUGCUGCGCUCUACCGCAACUGGUGUGGCCCUGGCCGCCCGCCGCUCGCUCUCGACCAGCCGAGUGGCUGCUCAGCGCCUUCGCUUCUACGACUCGGCCGAUGACGCCGUCGCGGACAUCCAGAAUGGCUCCAAGCUGCUUGUGGGCGGUUUCGGUCUCUGCGGUAUUCCCGAGAAUCUUAUUGGCGCGCUCAACGCCCGCAACGUCAAAGAAUUGACCUGUGUCAGCAACAACGCCGGCGUCGAUGAUUUUGGACUGGGUCUCCUCCUGAAGAACAAGCAGAUUAAGCGCAUGAUCUCGUCCUACGUCGGUGAGAAUGCCGAGUUUGAGCGCCAGUACAUCAAUGGCGAGCUCGAGGUGGAGCUGACUCCCCAGGGCACCCUUGCGGAGCGCAUCCGUGCCGGUGGCGCCGGUGUGCCUGCUUUUUUCACUCCGACCGGCUUUGGCACCGUGAUUCACGAGGGUGGUGCCCCCAUCAAGUACAAGUCAGAUGGUAGCGGUGAGAUUGAAAUCCCCUCCGCCCCGCGCGAGCACCGCCAGUUCAACGGCAACGACUACAUCAUGGAAGAGGCCAUCACCGGCGACUUUGCCCUCAUCCGCGCCUGGAAGGCCGACAAGGCCGGCAACCUCGUCUUCCGAAAAACCGCCCGCAACUUCAACGCCCCCAUCGCCCGCGCUGCCAAGAUCACCAUUGCUGAAGUCGAGGAGAUUGUGCCCACUGGCACCCUGGACCCCGAUGACAUUCACGUCCCCAGCGUCUACGUGAACCGCAUCAUCAAGGCCCCCUCCCUCGAAAAGCGCAUUGAGCGUUUGACCCUAUCCAAGGAAGACGGUGGCCGCCAGGCGCCUGCCGCUGGCAGUGCCGCCGCCAAGCGUGAACAAAUCAUUCGCCGCGCUGCCCUUGAAUUCAAGGACGGCAUGUUUGUCAACCUAGGCAUUGGCAUGCCCAUGCUGGCCUCCAACUUCAUUCCCGAGGGCAUCACCGUCACUCUUCAGAGCGAGAACGGCGUCCUUGGUCUGGGUCCCUUCCCCCGCCCCGGCCAAGAGGAUGCGGACCUGAUCAACGCUGGCAAGGAAACGGUCACCGUUCUUCCCGGCUCCUCCUUCUUUGGCAGUGAUGAAUCCUUUGCCAUGAUUCGCGGUGGUCACAUUGACCUCACCGUCCUCGGUGCCAUGCAAGUCAGCCAGUACGGUGACUUGGCCAACUUUAUGAUUCCCGGCAAGAUGGUCAAGGGCAUGGGCGGCGCCAUGGACUUGGUCUCCGCCCCCGGAUCCCGCGUGGUCAUCACGAUGGAGCAUUGCGCCAAGAACGGUGGUCACAAGAUUCUUGAAAGCUGCAGCCUGCCGCUGACCGGCCCAAGCUGCGUCGAUCGCAUCAUCACUGAAAUGGCCGUCUUUGAUGUGGACCCCAAGAAGGGCCUUGAGCUUGUCGAGGUGGCCGAAGGCAUCUCCGUGGAUGAUGUCAAGGCGGCCACUGGCGCCCCCUUCAAGGUGUCGGACAACCUCAAGACCAUGCCCCUCGCCUAAAUGGCCUGACAAACACACGCAAAGGCACCGUACCCACGCACACGUUGCCCCCCUUGCCAUCACCACUCGGCCUUCUCCGCCUAUUACGCCUUCUUGGACUAGGCUUUUGAACGAAUCCAAUUCUCAACAACAUCCAACUCUCCUCUCUCCUCUCUCUCCUCUCUCUCCUCUCUUUCUCAAACCGACCAAACCAAUUCAAUUCUCUCCUCUCUC
Molecule: messenger RNA, 1806 nt
Organism: Monosiga brevicollis MX1
Lineage: Eukaryota; Choanoflagellata; Craspedida; Salpingoecidae
Product: 3-oxoacid CoA transferase 1
Exons: 7
Coding region: 67-1593 (508 amino acids)
Biological process (GO): ketone body catabolic process
Cellular component (GO): mitochondrion
Molecular function (GO): succinyl-CoA:3-oxo-acid CoA-transferase activity
Source: RefSeq, a predicted model, not a curated record